AUGGACAAAGCUUUUGAAAAACAAAUCGGAAGGAACCUAGAAGUAUACGUCGACGAUUUAGCAAUCAAAAGCAGGGAAGAAAACCAAAUGCUGGCAGACAUCGAAGAAACCUUCCAAACGCUCAGGGAGUAUAACAUCAAGCUCAACCCCAAGAAGUGUUCAUUCGGGGUCGAGGAAGGCAAGUUUUUGGGGGUAGUAGUCACCCAGGAUGGUUUUAAAGCCAACCCGGAAAAAGUAGCUUCCAUAACGCGGAUGCCCUCCCACAGGACUCUGAAAGAAGCACAAGCAUUAAAUGGGCAUCUGGUGGCCAUAAAUAGAUUCUUGGCAAGGCACGCCGAAAGGUCUUUGCCAUUUAUAAAAACACUGAAGGACUGCCUUAACAAGAAGAACUUCAAAUGGACCAGUGAAGUGGAAGAAGCCCUACAAGACAUGAAGCGUUUCAUCAAGAAACUACCCAUGUUAACUGCGCUAUAUCCGGAAGAACUACUCAAAACGUACCUAGCAGCGGCACACAAUGCGCCCGAGAUCUCCGAAAGAUUGGCUAAAUGGGCAAUUGAGUUGGGAGCUUUAGACAUCGAGUACCGAAAACGAACAGCAAUCAAGGGGCAGGUGAUCGCCGAUUUCUUAGCUGAAAUUCCUGAGGGAGAAACUAUACAGGACCCCACAGUUCAGGACAUUCCGGAGUCCAGUACAACUAGACAAACUUGGAAGCUCUACACAGAUGGAUCGUCCAGGGGGAAAGGCUCUGGAGCAGGUCUCAUGCUGAUAAGCCCAGACGAAAUACAGCUAAUGUAUGCCCUACGUUUCGAUUUCGAAUUUUCUAACAACGAAGCAGAAUAUGAGGCGCUACUCGCAGGCCUGAGGAUGGCUCAAUCUAUGGGAGCCACAAGAGUUGACGCGUAUGUCGACUCCUUGCUGGUAAAUAAUCAAGUAAAUGAAACUUAUGAGGCUAAGGACGAUUCAAUGGCAAAGUAUUUGGCUAAAACAAAGGAGCUUAUAGCUUCAUUCGACAAUGUCACGCUCAAUCAUGUCCGCAGAGGAAAGAACCAAAUAGCAGAUGCCUUGAGUAAACUCACCACCUCAGGCAUGGAAAGAGAAGUAAAGGUAGAAACAUUGCAAAUGCCCUCCAUCGAACCUCGGGAGGUUUCCGCCGUCACAGUGGAGGAACCUUGCUGGUACACCCCAAUACUAAAGUUUCUCACAAAGGGUGAAUUACCCCCCGCCAGGGCGGACACUCACAAAAUCCAAAACAAGGCACUGCAAUACGAAGUCAACAACGGCAUCCUCUACAGAAAUCAUAUCUGGGUACGCUGA
Helianthus annuus (common sunflower) is the source of this 1314-nucleotide messenger RNA. RefSeq lists its product as uncharacterized. Bases 1 to 1314 code for a protein of 437 amino acids. NCBI's taxonomy places the organism in Eukaryota, Viridiplantae, Streptophyta, Magnoliopsida, Asterales, Asteraceae. The transcript is spliced from 2 exons. Gene Ontology annotation, molecular function: nucleic acid binding; RNA-DNA hybrid ribonuclease activity. The record is from RefSeq and is a predicted model, not a curated record.